Messenger RNA from Sebastes umbrosus (honeycomb rockfish), 6570 nucleotides. RefSeq names its product zinc finger protein 513a (gene znf513a). The record is from RefSeq and is a predicted model, not a curated record. Gene Ontology annotation, molecular function: DNA-binding transcription factor activity; RNA polymerase II cis-regulatory region sequence-specific DNA binding. NCBI's taxonomy places the organism in Eukaryota, Metazoa, Chordata, Actinopteri, Perciformes, Sebastidae. The transcript is spliced from 3 exons. Gene Ontology annotation, biological process: regulation of transcription by RNA polymerase II. The coding region runs from base 2984 to 4627 and encodes 547 amino acids.
UUUUAAAAUAAUAUAAUUAAGCGUUUUUAAAGUUAAAUAAUUAUAAUUUAAAGUUAUAAUCCGUAAGAUUUUAGUCCUGGUUGAUUUUGGCAACAACCCGUGGUUGCCGUGGUUACAGCAAGUGCUUGAGCCGCUGUUUUGUCAGAACUACAACAGGAGAGCGACUGCUAUAUCUGUUUACAGCACAGCCAAACAAACUUCUGUUUGUUCAAGACAAGAAAAUGGCAAAAUGAUAAAAUUGUUUUGUAUGUGCAUUUUUACCGAUCAGCUGUGGUCAGUGCUAACCUUGUGACAAAAAAAACUUGCAUUUCCUGUGGUUACUUCACAAUAAAAGCCACCACGCAUUUCACACUGCAGUCAAGUCAGCCUCCACUUCGAAAAACACGGUCAAACUAGCCCCCAUGUUGUUUUGCGGUACGUGUAUGUACUAGGCAUUACGGUAAUUAAGAGCGUGUCAGAACUGAUUUCAAAAUAAAAGCAACAUCCAGUGAAAGUGAUAGGCAAUUUCACAUUCAUUCUAUAAAUCCGUCGGUCAAUAAUAAAUAGAAAUAAAUAAAUACAUAAAUAUUAAAUAAAUAAAAUGAAUGAUAAUAAAAUAGAACUACCGCCUGCAAACUGUAUUUCAGAGAAAUAUUGAGCCUUUGAAAUUCCUUAGAGGGUUAGUCAAACCUAAUAAUAAAGAAUACAUUUCCAAAGACCAAUCUGACUUCAAAAUGACCGUACGCCACCUCAGAGUGUCAUUGAGAAACUUCCUGUUUCCAGAGACCAAUUUCACUUCAAAUCGCAGACCACCCCAGAGUGUCACUCAGACAAUAUUAGUCCAUUCUGAUGUGAAAUUUCAAAAUAAAGCCCUCUAAAAUGUCUUAUAAAGCAAUAUUUAUAACUCAGACUCAGUUUAAUAUUAAAGUACACAUCCUGUUGCCACAGAGCAAUUUCACUUCAAAAUGACCGUACACCACCUCAGAGUGUCACUCAGACAAUAUUAGGCCAUUCUGAUGUGGAAUUUCAAAAUAAAGCCCUCUAAAAUAUGUUAUUAAAGCAGUAUUUCAACUCAGAUUCUGAUUGUUAUUAAAAGGAAACCUCCUGUUUCCAGACUAAUUUCACUUCAAAAUGAUAGCAGACCACCUCACAGUGUCAUUUAGACAAUAUCAGGGCCUUCUGAUUUGAAAUUUCAAAAUUAAAGCCCUCUAAAAUGUCAUAUGAGCCAUGUUCCCUCUGAAUUCAGAUUUAAAUUAAACAGAACAUCCUGUUUCCACAGACCAAUUUCACUUAAGAAUGAUAGCAGACCACCUCAGAGUGUCACUCAGACAAUAUCAGGAUACUCUGAUAUUGAGGGAACAUCCAGUAGCUCAUAUGACAUUUUCAGAUUGUCCAUGCUUGCUUGACUGCAGUCAUUUCACCAGGUGAACACUUUUAAUGUGAAGCAGCAGGAAAUUUGCAUUCGCAGUAUACAGCUCUGAUACAGUGAGGCCAAUAUCAGUUAAAUGUUAUCAGUCAAAAUUACAAACAACGGUAACGCUGGAUUAUCUGUUGUAUCGUUUCCUGGUAAUCUCUUGUGUGUAAAUAGGCAAUUUGAAUCCGGCGCGCGAAUGGUGGACUCCACUAAAAAAAAAAAAAAACGUACAAAAUGCUAACCAUGAAUAGUACCAAAAACUGGGUUUGAUUUCAUUGAAAUUGGAAGGAUUGUGGCUUUAAAAGGUGGCGUGUGUUGUUUAUGUCUACCUGUCAGCUUGUCUUUAUACUGUGUCUGUCCAUUCACUUGUAAGUAGGGCAAGUCUAUCGACCACGUUUUUCUCUUUUAGUGUCUUACUGUUUGUCAGUUGUUGCAUGUUCACCUUCCUGCUUGUGUUUUUAAGUGUUCUCUAUUUAGUGUAUUUCAUAAACAUCCCACGUAUGGUAAAUGUGUCUAUUGAUUAUACCGUAAAGGGAAUGGGUAGAUCACACAGCCUGAUCAUUAUAGUACAUUUCAAUGGACUCCACAGUUUGAGCUACACUUUCCCGGUGAAAGGAACGAUAGUAUCGUUAUGUUUUGUACAGGCCGUCAUUUUCACUUCCUGUCAUUAUUACUAUGAAAACAUGUAGUGAAUCUGACUGCGAUGUAAAUAAUUGUAAUCAUUUUACCUCUAUAAAGGAAGCCGUGGCUUCGUUUGAGAAGAAGCCGUAGCAGCACAAAGAGGACUGACUCGUAGGGUUUGUUUGUCAGGGACGAAGCGUAGCCCCCCUUCUGCGACAGCAAGACAAAUGGAAACCACCAGCUCAUAUUUCCCAGCAUGACUCGUUGUCAGAGAGAAUGAUCUGAAAAAUGGAAAAGUAGAGAAAGGAGCUGAGAUACCAUUAUUAUAUAAGGGUCAUAAAAAUAGGACCAUUACCAUCAAGGACACCAUUAUAAGAGGGCAUUUAUUCAUCAUCAUCAUCAUCAUCAUCAUCAUCAUCUGCUGCCUCUGCUCCCACCCCACCGCCAUCAUCGUUUCCCCCUCAUCAUCAUCAUCAUCAUCAUCAUCAUCAUCAUCAUCUUCUACCCUCAUCAUCAUCAUCAUCAUCUCCCCUCAUCAUCAUCAUCAUUAUCAUCAUCAUCAGCAGCAGCAGCAGCAGCAGCAGCCUCACCAUUAUAGUCAUCAUCAUUAUCAUUAGGCUCAGUAAUCAUCCACGAGGGGUUUCCACGGGGCAGGAUAAAAGGGCAGUCUCCACUCUCGCCUUCCUCACAUCCUGCCUCGGCGUCUGUGGAGGAAGGUUGUUUUUUUUUCUUCUGGCUUGUUCGCUUUCAGAAAGCACACACUGAAGAGAGGAAGAGCGCUGUGUCUUGACGUUGUGAAGCUUUUUCUUUCCUACCCUCUGUGGAAAAGGGUUUUGUUGUCUUUUUAUCGCCUGAAAACCUCAGCUCAAAAGCAAUUGACCUUGCAGGUAGCACUAAGUAGCUGCUGAGAUCGGUUUCUCUGUGUAUCCUCUGGGUGAUGAGGAGAGCCCUGCCUACAGCCAACUCAGCAUGGAAAGUGAAACAGACAACUCGCACAGCACAACUGACAACGGGAGGGAAGACGAGGGCGGCUCAGCCCAGUCCGAGUCCAGUUUUCCUCCCUACCUGUCGUGCAGGGGCUGCGGACAGCUCCGCGAUGAACCUCUCGGACCUGGCAUAGACCUGGUUGGUCCGUACUGCCUUCGGUGCUGCAAAGCCUCCAGGGACGCCAAAAGCACAGACUUUUGUUCAGCUUUUGGGAACAUCGGCGGGAUUCGCCCGGGCUCCCAUUUGCAGCUCGACGCUGAAGAGAUGGACGACAAAGCAAUGUCAGCUGAGGACAAAUUGUCCAAACUGCAUUCUUGCCACCUCUGUGGCUUCUCCUCACGUUACGCCAACCACGUGAAGCGUCACAUGAAGACUCACAACGGGGAGAAGCCCUUUAACUGCCCCUUGUGUACGUACGCCUCGGCCCAGCUGGUGAAUCUGCAGAGACACUUGCGCAUUCACACGGGGGAAAAACCGUACAAAUGUGACAUCUGCAGUUUUGCCUGCAGUUCCCUUGGCAACCUAAAGAGGCAUCAGCGCAUGCAUGUGCCCUCUGCAGGGGCGGGACAGGACCCCACGCCACGACCUGCCAGUGGCCAAAACAGCCUGAAGAGGCAUGUGACUGGGCAAAGACCCAGUGAAGAAGUGUCUGGUCCUUCAGCCAAGGUUUCAGAAGUUGCGAGGCCAACUUCAAACCAGAGUCUGGGAGCCCAGAACAAUGACUACCUAUCAGCCUUUGAUGGCUUAAAGGGGGCUUCAACUCCACCCGUACCCGCCUCUAACCCAGCUCCUGGCCACCAACCUCCACCCCAGCUGGACAACACAGGCAGCGGUGGCAGCAGAGCGACCAGAGGGGGCGUAGCAGACGGCGCCGCCGCCCUCCCCACGUCACUUUUCCCUUAUACUUGCCGGUUGUGUGGCAUCGUCCUGGAGGACGAGGACGGCACCUCGGCCCAGAUUUGUGCCAAGUGUACCCUUGAAAUGCUGACUAAAGACUCCUCGUCUCCCAACAGCCCUGGCGAGCGCAGCGACAAGGUGUACACCUGCGCUGCCUGCCCGUUCCUCACACACUACCCGAACCACUUGGCACGCCACAUGAAAACUCACAGCGGCGAGAAACCCUACAAGUGCCCACAGUGCGACUACGCCUCAGCGCACUUCGACAACCUCAAGCGCCACCACAGAGUGCACACGGGCGAGAAACCUUACAAGUGCCAUUUGUGCGAUUACGCCUGCGGGAACCUGGCCAACCUGAAGCGCCACCAGCGGGUGCACUCGGGCGCGAAGCCCUUCCAGUGCGCCGUGUGCAGUUACAGCUGCAACCAGAGCAUGAACCUGAAGCGGCACAUGCUCCGGCAUACGGGAGAGAAGCCGUACAAGUGUCAGGAGUGCGGCUACACCACCGGCCACUGGGACAAUUACAAGAGGCAUCAGAAGAAACACGGCCUGGCCACAGACGGCUGGGUCAAAGUUCCAAUGACUGGCAACGGUGAAGAAGCGGAAGUGAGGAAAGGGAUGGGAGCUGGCGGUCCAGCUCACAGAAAAGAGACGGGGGUUGAUAUGCAGUAUAUGCCUCGGGAGGGAGGUCAGACAAUACACUCGUGCUACAAACUUGAGAUUGUAUAGAAUAUAACUCAGCAAAACUAAGCUACCAGCAACUUGUUUUUUUUCACAGAGCCUUUAUAUUGUUUUAGUGUGUGUCGGUCUUUUAGUGUUUGGUCAGAUGUCUUCAGAGGCUGCUAAUUGUUUAUUUGUAGAAUAUCGCACAAUUAUGAAACAAUAUUUUCAUCCCUUUUUUGUAUUGUGUCGAGACAAAUGGGCUUUCUCUACCGUGGAAGCCCUUUGACGGUCUUAUUCUGUACGUUACACCACACUAGGCUAAUUCUACCAUUUCCUUUAGGGUUGGGCGAUACGGAGAAAAUCAAAUAUCACAAUAUUUUUGAUCAAAUACCUUAAUAUUGCGACGAUAUUGUAGGAUUGACUAUCGGUGCUUCCACAAAAUAUUUAACACAAUGAGAUUUUUGAUAAAUAAUCAUCAGUAAUGUGGAUAUAAUGACUAAGUGAGUAAAGGCAAAUAAUAGAACAGCUAGAACAGUCCGGUAAGUUCAGAAAAAUACAACACUUUACUUUAAUGCAGCUUUUAAAACCAUGAAAAGACAACACUUAUGCCAUGUUACGAUAUCCAAAAUCUAAGGCGAUAUCUAGUUUCCUAUCACGAUAUCGAUAUAAUAUCGAUAUAUUGCCCAGCCCUAAUUUUCCCUCUCGUAUUACAACACACAUCUGGUUCUUCAUUCGAGGACACUACCAAAUGCUCCUAUUACAUGUGCACAUUUUUGCCUGAACUGUUGAGCAGCACUGUGUAGAUUUAUGUGUUUUUUUUAAAUAAGGGACAAUUGCUAUUUUUAUCAAAGUUGUUAGUAUCACAAUUUUAGGUUAAACCUUUUUUGUUUUGUACCAAAAAUCUAAUGAAAUAACUUGAAUGUUACUGAUAGAUGACCACAUUUACCUUUGCUUUGCUUCAUGAGGUUAUUUUAACUACACAGUGCAGAUUUUAAGUAAAGAUGGAUCCUCGUAAGGGCCAAUACUGUGCUUAAAUUGUUUGCAUUGGGGGCACAAGCUCUGGUAAUGGCAUGCCUUCAGAUUAAUUUUUCUUCUGUAUGUGCUACUAGCAAAGUGCUAUUUAAUAAGACUGGACGUGUUUUACCCUUGAUAACCUAUAUUGAUUAAUUAGGUUGCGCUAACCUAACUAAAUAAUCUCCUGUGUCAUGAACUGCAUUGUCAUCUUUGCCAAACCCCCUCAGGAUUAUAUUUGUGAUUUGGAAGACAAAAUGUCAAAACAAAUAUAUAUUUCUGGUUAUUUUAACACUCAAAUUGCAUGCACAAGCAUUUUGAAAAGGCCCUCUUCAAUCUUCACUUGGUUGUAUGGUUAAAGAAAAAGCACAAUCAUACACACACUGUUGCAUUUAGAAGAGUUAAAACGAAGUGUGGAGGGGGAAAAAACAUUAGCUGACGUUUCUUAUGUGAUUCAGGAGCAACAAAUUGUAAACUAGCAUGUUAAAAUGAUUUUUUUUCCCCACAAUCUUGUACUCACAACAUAUCAUUAAUCUGUCAAUUUUAAUCAUUUUUGGUCUUUUUGAUUACUGCUUACUAUUGACUGUGAAAUUAGCCCAUUCGUGUUUUUUUACUUGAAAAAGAUGACACUAUUAGUAAGCAGCAUGUGAGUGUGUAAUAGUUGUUUUAUUUUUCUAAUGUGGCUGUAAUACACUGCUAGAAGUGCAUACUUUAAUAUAUAUAGAAUUGUUUUUUUUUAUUAUUUUGAAUGUGUGAUGUGUCAUUUAGUUCCCAAGGGAUAAAUAAUAGGGACUGUGAUUUAAGUUUACGCUCUUUUUAAAUUACUAUUAUAUGCAAGUGAGAUAUUUUUCAGGUUGCCAACUUGCCAUGACACAAUGGAGCAUUGAUUAGUACUGACAUCCCCCAAAGUGUCUGUUUUUGUCUUUAUGCAGUGUCUCAUAAAUGCCUUAAGUGAGGAUUUUGAAAUAAACACAUGGAAUUCAUUUCAUUGAAUGUCA